Puccinia triticina is the source of this 1689-nucleotide messenger RNA. RefSeq lists its product as uncharacterized. NCBI's taxonomy places the organism in Eukaryota, Fungi, Basidiomycota, Pucciniomycetes, Pucciniales, Pucciniaceae. The coding region runs from base 1 to 1689 and encodes 562 amino acids. The transcript is spliced from 13 exons. The record is from RefSeq and is a predicted model, not a curated record.
AUGUCCAAGAUGGGCCUGUACAGCUUCGCGGCGCCCCGGGCGAUCGCGGCCCGGCUCCAAGCCGGCCGCCUCAACGAAGACUGGGCCGUGGUGGACGUGCGAGGUACAGAGACUGAGACACACUGCUGCUGCUGCUGUGCCGUCGCUGACGCCGAUUCUUCCGCGUUUUCUGUGUGGGGCGGCGGUGCAGACUCGGACUACAUUGGCGGACACAUCCCGGGGUGCCGGCACGAGCCGUCGGAGACGUUCGAGGCGCGGUGUGGGGCGCUGGUGGCGGCGCUGAAGGACGUGCGCUGUGUGGUUUUCCACUGCAUGUUGUCGCAGCAGCGGGGGCCGACGGCGGCCUCUCUGUACGCGCAUCGGCGGGACGCCGCGCUGGCCUCGGGGGCGCUGACGUCGGCGCUUCCGUUCGGCGCCGAGGCCCGCAGACGCGGCGCGGCCCAGGAGGUGCUCGUCGUCGCGGGCGGCUUCCGGCAAUGGGCGGCCGAGUACGGCGGCGACCCGGCGCUUCUCUCCCUCGACAAGACACGCGCACGCGCCGGAACAGUCGCCCUCCCCCCAUCCUCCGCAUCAUCCUACUUCGGCCGCGGCGUCUUCGCAACCAACUUCGUCCCCCGGAGCACCCGGAUGAACGAAGAGCUGCGCUCGAUCCGCUCAGACGACUCGGCCCUCGCCGAGAGCGAGGACCCCGACGAGGCCGGCCACGUCCGCACGCUCGACUACCUCGGCCUGGAUGCCGACUCGCCCGUCUCGCCCACCGUGCCCCACCACCCCCAGUCGGCCUUCGUCGGCGGAUCGGACGACAACCCCUACUCCGGAGCCAACUCCCCCUCGCUCCUCGACGACGACUACGCCGCACCGCUCGGGAGCGCCAACUCGCUCGCCAGCCAGUAUGCCUCCACUCGCCAGCAGCAGCUCGAGGCCAUCCAGGCCGAAGUCCACGAUAAACAGAUGUCCGCCUACUCGGCCCUGCUCAACUCCACCUCCUCCAACGGCCUGCUUGCGCCCAUCAGCCGUCCCCGCGCCAACACCCUCGGCGGCGCCUCCCUCCUCGCCGGCAUGGGCCACUCGGGCUUCCUCAGCGCGCUCAACAGCCCUUCGCAGCACGACUCGCUCUCCAGCCACAACAUCAACGGCAUCAACUACAACUGGAUGGCCGGCUCGCGCCCCAUCACCCCCGACUUCAACAUCGCCGGCAUCAUCCAGCAACCCUCGCGCAGCCUGUGGAUCGGAAACUUCGACCCCUCCACCACCGCCCAGGAACUCAUGAACGUCUUUGCGAGAUCCGUGGGCUGUGUUCCUGGCUCGCCCCGCUUUUGUAUCCCCUCCCUUGCCGCCAUUCGUUCCCGCUUCGUUCCGCUCCCGUCGCGAUGUUUUUUCUGCAGAGCGCGAGGACGAGUCCUGAGCGCGCCCGGAUCCGCGCUCCACACACCGCUCUCUACCCCUGCUUAUUCUCUGUAUCGUCGCCCGCCAUCUGAUCUACCAAGCUUAUAUUCUCUCGUCCAGUCUCGCGAGAUCCUUCCUCCUUCUCCCUGUUUUGCCAUGCACAUCUCCCCAAAAAACGUCCCUCGUCUUCGCCGGACGCGGCCCCGUCCGGCGCUCUGUCGCCGGCCCCGCGCGACUGGUGGCCCCGCCACGGCGGCCGCCCCCGCCGCUUUUCCUCUCCCGUUCGCCUCCGAGUGGGCAUAG